GUUUGUGUGUUUUGUGUUUCAUCAUCAUUGUUGAAUAUUGUUGUUUUUUGCUGCGAACAAAAUUGAAUUUUCAAGAAGCAAAAAAAAAACGAUGAAAAAAUCGCCAACCGAUACUUGCUUGGAUAUCGAAUUAUUUCAUGAUGAUUUAAAAGAUAUUGAUCAGGAAUUUAUUCCAAACAUUGUUUCAAUUUUUAAAAUAUCUGCAUAUUUUAAUAAAAUGGGUUUUCUAUUUAUUGCCAAUAAUAAUGCUACUUAUGCUUAUGGUCGUGAUAUAUGCAAAUGUUUAUCGUUAGAACAUGAUCCCAAACGACCACAACAGAUUGAUAUAUUGAAUGGCAAGAAAAUUAUUCAAGUUGAUUCGGGCAAAAGUUUUGUUGUCGUUCUAACUGAUGAUGGACAAGUGUAUUUAGCCAGUGAAUAUUUUAAAUGGAAAACGAACGAUACUUUUCGAUUGAUCUCUAAUGGUAAUGAUCGUUUUGAAAUGAUAGCAUGUGGACAAUCACAUUUGUUAUUGUUACGACAGGAUGGCACUGUUUUUGCUUUGGGUGAUAAUACAUAUGGUCAAUUUACCGGUAAUUCAGAUUCAGCGUAUGUUGCUGUCCUGAACACUGGUUUGAAUAAUGUCAAAAUAAUAGCUUGUGGAGAAGGCCAUAGUCUUGCUCUCACCAAUACGAAUGAAAUUUAUUCCUGGGGCUGUAAUAAGUAUGGACAGUUAGGUCUAGGGGAUACAAAUGACCGAAAAACACCCUCACUAGUUUCAUUUUCUGAUAGUUCUAUCGAUAGUCCAAUCAAAAAUAUUGUCGGCGGUUGGAAGCAUUCUUUAUUUUUAUUCGAGAAUGGUCAGAUGUUUGGAUGUGGUUAUGGUCAAUGCCCUUUCAAUGAUAAUCAACAAGAUGCAAAAGUGCCAACAAAAAUUCCGAUUGAAAAUGUGAAAAAUGUGGCUUGUAAAAAUAAUUAUACUAUUUCAUUUGCUUUGGAUCAAUCAUCACAUUAUUACGCAUUGAAUAGGAAGAAAGAUAACAAUUGGUUACCACCCAUAAAAUUGUAUGGUCAACUGGAAUCAUUCGCUGCAGCAGCUGCAAAAAUAUUCUCAUCACCAAUCACUUUUGGCUUAACAUCAACCAUCUAUACAUACAAAUCGAAUGAUCCAAUAUCAAUUAUUGAAUUAUUCGAUAAUCCGGAUAAUUAUGAUAUCGAAUUUAUUAUAGAUGACAAACGUAUAUUUGCUUCAAAGUGUCACCUGAAAAUGGUAUCAAAAUAUUAUAGUCGAAUGUUUUCAGGUGAAUGGCAAGAAAAUAAUAAUAGAGUGGUGAUUGAUGCAUAUAGCUAUAAUGUAUAUUACUCAUAUCUAAUGAUGUUACAUACUGGUCAUAUCCGAAUCAAUCAAUCCAAUAUAGCUGAACUUAUGGAUUUGGCCAAUUGUUAUGGUGAUGAACGAUUAAUGAAACAUUGUCAAACAUUCAUACGAAGCAAUCUCAAUGAGAAUACAAAAUAUUAUUAA
Messenger RNA from Dermatophagoides pteronyssinus (European house dust mite), 1501 nucleotides. Its product is annotated as RCC1 and BTB domain-containing protein 2-like. Gene Ontology annotation, molecular function: guanyl-nucleotide exchange factor activity; protein binding. NCBI's taxonomy places the organism in Eukaryota, Metazoa, Arthropoda, Arachnida, Sarcoptiformes, Pyroglyphidae. The record is from RefSeq and is a predicted model, not a curated record. Gene Ontology annotation, cellular component: cytoplasm.